Molecule: messenger RNA, 2028 nt
Organism: Procambarus clarkii (red swamp crayfish)
Lineage: Eukaryota; Metazoa; Arthropoda; Malacostraca; Decapoda; Cambaridae
Product: ladderlectin-like
Source: RefSeq, a predicted model, not a curated record
CCAAAGAUCACCGAGAGGUCGACAUGGCAACUUUCUCAGCCAUCCUGCUGUCGGUGCUGGCACUGGUGACGGCUGCCCAAGAGAUUCAGACACUUCAAGAUCUAUCCAACACGCUGCUCCUCAACCAGCUGGCAAUGUCCAACAUGCUGGCUGAACGCGACUCCGGAACCAGAGUAAUAAGAGAGUGGCUGAACGACCUGCAAUCAAACAUUACUUCCGAAAUAGCGGCUUUGCAGAACGUUGUUAAAGCUAAUGGUGUUCCCCAAGAUGCUUGUAAAGGGGUCGUGGAGUGCAUGACACCGUUUGUGGACGUGUAUGGUCACUGUAUCUUGGUGGAGACGGCACUGACGGGAACUUGGGAAACAAUGAGACGUCACUGUCAGCAGAAGGGCGGCGAGAUUGUCAAGGUUGACUGUGGCAACUUCAUGUAUUUCCUCGUCAGGUACCUUCACAGUAACGGUCUGGCUAAGUUGUCUUACUGGGUCAGUGGGAGAGAUGAAGGCCACGAGGGAUCUUACUUCUGGACUGAUGGUACCCAGGUCAAGAUGGGAACCCCCUUUUGGGGUGACGGCAUUAAUGACAAUAUUCAGGAGCCCGACGGAGGAACCGAUCAAAACUGCAUGUUAAUGUACCAGGAAGAUCAUUAUUUUUUCUUCGAUGCUCCUUGCAAUAACAGUUAUGCAGUUAUUUGUGAGAAACUAAAAUUGUCCUAGGAACAAUACCUGGCUUCUGUCCUUAAAGUAUCAGGUGCUUUAUGUCCUUGGAGUAACACCUGCCUCAUGACCUUAAAGUAACACUUGCCUCCUAACCUUGGAGUAGCACCUGCUCCCUGUCCUAGCACUAACACCUGACUUGCGUCUCUCGAGGAGCACCUCCGAGUCCUGACAGGUCAUCACUAGGACCAAGAGUGUACCUGGGGCAUUUAGCUAAUGCAAUAUGUAAUAAGUGGUGAGCUCUUUGAUUCAUAUGAUAAAUUAUAAUAUACAUAAUUAAUGAGAAAAUAAUUAGAGGUUCCUGCAACUUGAACUGCACAUGAAUACUCCCCAAAGCUGUACAACACAUGAGCACUCCUCCAAACUGUUCUGCACAUGAGCACUCCUCCAAGCUGUACAACACAUGAGCAUUCCUCCAAUAACACAUGAGCUCUCCUCCAAGCUGUACUGCUCAUGGGCACUCCAAAUGUACAGCACAUGAGCAUUCCUCCUAGCUGUACUGCUCAUGAUCACUUCUUGAAGCUAUAUCAUUAAAUAAUCCAAUUUCCCUUAACCUUACCCAUAACUAGGGGCUCUAUCUCCCCUCUCCUCUUAUCUCGAAAAUAAGGGUAAAUUAUGGAUAAUUAAGGUGAAAAUAUAUUUUCACAUAUUAUUCAAAUAUAUCCUAAUUUAUCCCUAAUGAACCCUAAUUUAUGUAAUAUUAUCUUAAUUUAUGUAAUAUUAUCUUAAUUUAUGUCAUAUCUUAAUUUAUCCAUAUCUGACUCUUAUUUAUGUCAUAUUAUCUAAAUUUAUCCCUAAUUUACCCUUAUUUAUGCAGCCCAUCCUCCAAAAAUGGGGUCAUUAUGACAUAUUACCCUAAUUUUUAAUAAUUUAGAAAAUGUAGAGGGGUCUUAUCUUCAAUAUAUAGAAUAAUUUCCAGGUAAAGGGGGGGGGGGGGGUUAUAAAGCCCUUAAUUAUAGGUUAGGUUAAGGAAAAUUGGAUUAUUUAAUGAUAUAGAUAUAUGGAAUCUUAUCGCUUUCCUUAGAAUAUGUGUAAAAUGGAGUUCAGAUCCAGGUAUAAAGUUAGGUACAGGCUGGUUAAUUUGAGCUAAUGAAGAGAAAAUGCCCAAUAAUAACACAUUUCCAUUAACCCGAGUAAUUGAGGUUAGAAAGGCUGGCUUGCUUGUAAUGAUGUAAAAACAAACAUGGCUAAGAAUAAGAGGCAACUUUGGACCAAGAUCCUGGUAUCAGAGGCUACGUCCAGGGCGGUUGGGUUGAUGAAAAAAAAAAAACUUUCCAAACGUACGAUACAUUUGACGUUAGGUCAAGGCAUGUUA